Messenger RNA from Anoplopoma fimbria (sablefish), 4505 nucleotides. It is a transcript of the gene ttll5, whose product is annotated as tubulin tyrosine ligase-like family, member 5. The transcript has 32 exons. The coding region runs from base 343 to 4227 and encodes 1294 amino acids. The record is from RefSeq and is a predicted model, not a curated record. Gene Ontology annotation, molecular function: ATP binding; tubulin binding; metal ion binding. Lineage: Eukaryota; Metazoa; Chordata; Actinopteri; Perciformes; Anoplopomatidae. Gene Ontology annotation, cellular component: cilium. Gene Ontology annotation, biological process: protein polyglutamylation; microtubule cytoskeleton organization.
AAAUAACUCGACUAACGUUAAUACAACCGUAAUAUCCGAAAAAGGAAAAAGUGAUGUCACUGUUUUAAGUAUAACAGUUGAUAACAGAUACUAAUCAAACAAUAUGCACACGGUUGCAAAGAUACAUUUGGUCAGAUGGACGAAUGGAUGUUGUCCGCGACUGCGCAUGCGCCCUGCUCUGUUGCUACUCAGUUGUUGUAGUUACAGGAAGAUUAACCGCGAUGAUCAUCUGGCAGUAAGCAGGACCUCAGAGAUAAAGACAAAGGCAGGUGCCAUGCUCAGGACUAGACACCUGAUGCCAGGAGGACCCCCCCGGGCAGCUCGUCCUCUUCUACCGUGAAGAUGCCUGCUGUGGUCCGUGACCAGGAGGACUGUGAGUCCUCUUCAGAGGACGGAGACCAUCCCUGCAUUGCCUGGAGUGGCCUCAGCAAGACCAUCCCAAUUCUCUUGUUUUUCCCUGAAGCUGCUGUUUCAAAAGAUGGAAAUAUCUGCUCUACUGGAGAGCGAUAUCAUAUGGCCUUCAAGAUUGUGCGCACAGAGAGUCGCCUGGUACGAGGACUACUCACCAAUCAUGGAUUCCAUGAGGUUCACCCAAACAGCAAUGACUUUAACCUCAUGUGGACAGGAUCUCACCUCAAGCCUUACAUUCUACGCAGCCUUCAAGACUUCCAGAAGGUCAACCACUUUCCCAGGUCAUAUGAAUUGACGCGCAAAGACCGUCUCUAUAAAAACAUCCAGCGGAUGCAGCAGACACAUGGCUUCAAAAACUUCCAUAUCGUUCCUCAGACCUUUGUGCUUCCCUCUGAGUACCAGGAAUUCUGCAAUUGUUUUGCCAAGGACAAGGGACCCUGGAUCAUAAAACCAGUGGCAUCUUCAAGAGGGCGAGGCAUCUACUUGGUCAGCAAUCCAAAUCAGAUUUUAAUGGAUGAGAACAUCUUGGUGUCUCGCUAUAUUAAUAACCCACUACUGAUAGAUGAGUUCAAGUUUGAUGUGCGGCUGUACGUGUUAGUAACAUCAUAUGAUCCAGUCCUCAUCUACGUGUAUGAGGAGGGCUUGGCCAGAUUUGCCACAGUCAAGUAUGACCGGACUUCAAAGAAUAUUAAGAACACGUUCAUGCAUCUCACUAACUACAGCGUGAACAAAAAGAGCAGCGACUAUGUCAGCUGCGAUGACCCUGAAGUUGAGGAUUAUGGGAACAAGUGGAGUAUGAGUGCAGUGUUGAGGUAUUUGAAGCAGGAGGGGAAGGACACCACAUUGCUGAUGAGACAGGUGGAGGACCUCAUCAUCAAAUCAGUAUUGAGUGCUGAACUGCAGAUAGCCAACGCCUGCAAGAUGUAUGUUCCCCACAAGACCAACUGCUUUGAACUUUAUGGUUUUGAUGUGCUCAUUGACUCCAACCUCAAACCCUGGUUGUUAGAGGUGAACCUUUCUCCCUCCCUGGCCUGUGAUGCGCCCUUGGAUCUGAAGAUAAAGGCCAGCAUGAUUGCAGACAUGUUUUCGCUUGUGGGCUUUGUGUGUCAGGACCCCCUAUCGAGACAACCACGCUCUGACCGAGUCACCCUGGACCCAGGCCUCAAGAACCCAGCAGCCCAAAGAACACAGAAACCUCUCUCUGCACCGACAGCCACUGCACACAGCAGAAUGCGUCAGAGGCCCGCAACAGCUAGUAACUCAGAAACAGAGGGCUCAAAAGACAAGUUAGGACCUAAACAAGGCCAAGGAGACAGCACUUUGAGCAUGACUGCUGAAGAGAUCAAAGUGCUGAGGAGGAUAAAGGAAGAGCACGAGAGACGGGGAGGCUUCGUUAGAAUCUUCCCCACCGCAGAAACUUGGGAGCUCUACGGUGGAUAUCUGGAGUCCAAGACAUCAAUGAACUACAUGUUGGCUAUCAGACUUUUCCAUGGAAGGAAUGUGAAUGGGAACAUGCAGCUGCAGGUGGACGCCGUCCACGGCUGUCAUGAUGUCCAGUACGAGAGGAAGCUGCUGUCUCUGGAUGCACGGAAGAGGAGACAGCGCCACCUCGCUCAUCCCUCUGCUGCAGGGAAGAAGAAAUCCGGGAAGCAAUCCAAGGCCUCCCCGAUGGAGAGCAGCAGUCAGGAGGGAGAGGAGUGCGCUCAGGAGGAAAGGGAGGAGGUGAAACAUGCUCUCGAGCCAGUCUCACACAAGGUUUUGGUAGCGGAGCAAAGAAAACAAGUGGCCACACCACUGGAGCGCUGCCACAACGAGGCUCUGUCCAGCUCAGAGGCAGCCACGCACAAUGCCAGGCCCAGAGUCAACCUGCUCAACAUCCUUCAGCAGGGCUGGGACCUCAGUAAAGUGCAGGCCCGGAUGGCCUUUUCCUCAUACCUGCAUCGAGUCCAGCAAAGACUGCUGGCAGAGAGCAGGGCAAAUACCAUGCCAGCUUGGCCAGACAAGGACAACGACCAAAUGGAGCUUGUGAUUCGCUUCCUGAGAAGAGCAGCCAGUAACCUUCAACAAGACAUAAAGGUGGUCUUACCCAGUCGCCAGCUUCCACUCCAAGACCGCAGACGCAUCCUGUCCCACCAGCUAGGAGACUUUAUCCACUGUUACAACAAGGAAACUGAACAUGUGGUGAGAAAAACAGAGAACAGCGAAGAGGAGCAUUGUGUUAAUCCCAGUGUGUUUCAGGAGUACAUCACUGCAGCAAGUGAAAACGAUCUGGAGGAAGUACUGACAUUCUACACACAGAAAAAUAAAUCAGCCACCGUUUUCCUCGGAACAAAAGUCAGGAGUGUUAAGAAAGACGUUCAUGAAGUAAAUGCCUUAGGAGAUUCAGGCAACUGUGGGAACUCCAAAACUCUGCCUGUGGCCAAAGAGGAUUCCAGUGCUUCAGAGUCCUCGCUCUCCAGAGGGAAAGUCAGCAGUGACCCAAACGUCAAGGCCACUGAGAGUCAGCCAGAGGUCCAGCCAGAGGUCCAGGCCUCCCAGCACUGCUGCUCCAGCUUUCCCGUGACUUUGGACUGCAAUCAUAUUCAUCCUCAGCACUGCUCCACAGCCCUGACGUCUCUGCCUCUCCACUGUCCACCACCGCCGCCACCUCUUCAGCCCCCGUCCUAUGCACAGUCCUUGGCUAAAUCUCAGUUCUGCCAUCCUGAGACUCUCUCUGACCCUCCUGCAUACACCCCUGCCAUCGUGGUCACGCAGCCACCGAGAGCAAUGUGGACAGCUGUUUCCUCUGGCUCUAACACAAUCUGUAGUGGGACACCCACCCAGGCGCUCAGAAGGUUUCAGUCCUUUACCUCACCAAUAUCAAACUCUGGAGCAGCCUCUUCCAUCCCGAGUGCCACGCACAUCUAUAACCAGAAGCUCUCUAGACCCACCUCUGCAGGCCAAGUGAUCAGGAGGAGCAGUUCCAGUAAGCUGAAGUCAAACUCAUCCGGGACGUUAAAGGAGUUGAACUCGCUGUCUGCCCAAGCCCAGUCUAACCAGCAGGCCUUCAUCUCAGCCCUGCAGAAGCUGGCUGACAAGCAGAUUGCUCGCCACUAUGCCAACUCCAGUCACAUCAACCUGCUGACACAACAUUUGACCAACCUGAACCUGGCAAACAGGAUGCUGGGCAGAGAGGGCGUCACAGUGAACCCACAAGUGCGGCAUACUGCUGCUACAACCCAAGGGCCAGUGAAAGCUGUUCACUCCGGAUCAGAUCUAUGUAGCAGCACUAGCCACAGGCCACUGAAGGAUGAGGAGGGUCUUUGGGAUGGUCAGAUGCAGAGUGCCUACAGCUUGGUGACAGGGGUGAACCCCCAGCAGCGCUACCAGCCCACCCAAGGCAGCUACCAGCUUCAGUUUGCUAUACAGAAACUGCAACAGCAAAGACUUCAGUCUCGACAAUUUCUGGACCAAAGCCAUUGCAGACACCAGACACAAUUUCCAGACCAGACAAGUACUCCACACGCCCAGGCUCCCAAAAACUCAUCCGGCUGCCCUCCAUCCAGCCUUCAUGUCCGAUGCAAUCACAGCCACGGCCACAGCCACAUUCAAACCUGUGUUAGUCCUGUUCUCACCCCAAAGCCACCCAGCAGUGCCAGAGAGGGACUGAUCAGGAAAACGGCAACAAAGCGCCUCAUCAAGCAGACGUCCGCAGAGAGUUCAGCCAGCGGAAGCGUGCCCGGCGGCCAGCAUGUGGUCUACGAAGCCAUCUGUGGUAAAACAGGUCUUUCUGUGUACCGCAAUCUGCUCCAGGGCCAGGAGCCUGGCCACAGAUGACAUGAAAGCGACCAGCGGCACGUCCUGCCCCUCUGCUGGCCUGACAGGUGUCUCUGCAUGUAACUACAUCCUCACAGAGGUGUAUUCUGGGAAAGGACAACAGCAACAGAUGGAAGUAUCAGAGACAUCAAACAGGUCCUAUAAAUUUCUCUAUGAUACAGCCACGGACUUGGAGAGGAUAGUCUUCCAGUCCAGGAAUGCCCAGCUUUGAUGCAGGUUGGGAUUUUAUGUGCUCAGCUCAACAUUAGUUGGCCUUUUCAGCUCCGUCCCCCCCCCCC